Messenger RNA from Chinchilla lanigera (long-tailed chinchilla), 1577 nucleotides. It is a transcript of the gene Psmd13, whose product is annotated as proteasome 26S subunit, non-ATPase 13. NCBI's taxonomy places the organism in Eukaryota, Metazoa, Chordata, Mammalia, Rodentia, Chinchillidae. Bases 78 to 1208 code for a protein of 376 amino acids. The record is from RefSeq and is a predicted model, not a curated record. The transcript is spliced from 13 exons. Gene Ontology annotation, molecular function: structural molecule activity. Gene Ontology annotation, cellular component: proteasome regulatory particle, lid subcomplex; nucleus; cytosol. Gene Ontology annotation, biological process: ubiquitin-dependent protein catabolic process.
UGAGUGAGCACUUCCGGCCGCCAUCCCUGCAGCGCUGACAUUUUGGGGGUGUUUCUUCCUUGCACUUUCUUGCCGUCAUGAAGGAUGUACCGGGCUUCUUACAGCAGAGUCAGAGCUCCGGGCCCGGGCAGGCUGCUGUGUGGCACCGUCUGGAGGAGCUCUACACAAAGAAGUUAUGGCAUCAACUGACACUUCAAGUCCUUGAUUUUGUACAGGACCCAUGCUUUGCCCAAGGAGAUGGUCUCAUUAAGCUUUAUGAAAACUUUAUCAGUGAAUUUGAACACAGGGUGAACCCUUUGUCACUGGUAGAAAUAAUUCUUCAUGUGGUUAGACAGAUGACUGAUCCCAAUGUGGCUCUUACUUUUCUGGAAAAGACUCGUGAGAAGGUGAAAAGCAGUGAUGAGGCAGUAAUCCUAUGUAAAACAGCAAUCGGAGCUCUAAAAUUAAACAUCGGGGAUCUACAGGUUACAAAGGAAACAAUCGAAGAUGUUGAAGAGAUGCUCCGCAACCUCCCUGGCGUGACAUCAGUUCAUAGUCGUUUCUAUGAUCUCUCCAGUAAAUACUAUCAAACAAUUGGGAACCAUGCUUCGUACUACAAAGAUGCCCUGCGGUUUCUGGGGUGUGUUGACAUCAAGGAUCUACCAGUUUCAGAGCAGCAGGAGAGAGCCUUCACACUGGGCCUUGCGGGACUUCUCGGCGAGGGAGUUUUUAACUUUGGAGAACUACUCAUGCACCCUGUGCUGGAGUCACUGCGGGGCACUGACCGGCAAUGGCUGAUUGACACCCUCUAUGCCUUCAAUAGUGGUGAUGUGGACAGGUUCCAGACUCUGAAGACUUCCUGGGGCCACCAGCCUGACUUAGCUGCCAAUGAAACCCAGCUUCUGCGGAAGAUUCAGUUAUUGUGUCUGAUGGAGAUGACUUUCACACGACCUGCAAACCACAGACAGCUCACUUUUGAAGAAAUUGCCAAAAGUGCCAAAAUCACAGUGAACGAGGUAGAGCUGCUGGUGAUGAAGGCACUCUCAGUGGGGCUGGUGAGAGGUAGCAUAGAUGAGGUCGACAAGCGAGUCCACAUGACCUGGGUGCAGCCUCGUGUGCUAGAUCUACAGCAGAUCAAGGGGAUGAAGGACCGCCUGGAGUUCUGGUGCACAGACGUGAAGAGCAUGGAGAUGCUGGUGGAGCACCAGGCCCAUGACAUCCUCACCUAGUGCCUGGUGCCUUGUAGCCCUGCCCCACCCAAGAGGCCUUUCUGUGGCCCAUGAAACUCUCAUCAGCAGAGAUCUGCAUUGGCUUGGGGAGUUGGACCCUUGUGGCAGUAGGGGCUGUUUUUGCUUUGAAAGCAGAACUGUUGUUGAUGGGGGCUGGAUACGGGCAAAAGGUUCCUUUAUGGAGUGUCUCAUAGCCUGUGGUGGCCUUGGGUAAUGAGGGAGGGUUAGAACAUGACCAGGAAGGAAUGUCCUCCACUCUGUAGAGGACACACCCUAAGGAGGGUCCUCAUCCACAUCUAUGUGUGUGGACAUCUUUUCUAAUGUGGUAUAAGGACGUUCCUAUAAUAAAUGCCUUUGCUUUGUCCUGUC